UUACAUCACACUUAUUUAUCUCCAGCCUGUCUCUGCUUUGUUGUCCUUUUUUUUCUUUUGAAGUGCGACAACAUACCUUACACUACCCAAGCAGCACAUUAAUCGCUGUAUCGCGCACCUCUCAUUAUCCAGAAAAACACCCCGAAAUACCAAUCAAUCUCGAAUUCAAUCACCACACCACCUACCUAUCCACCCACCCACCCACCCUCAAGAUGCAGGGCUUCAACAUGGGGCGGUACGUGCCGCCCGAUGUCGAGGGCACGACGACAGGCAACAAGCUGCACAAGAAGAAACCCCCCGGGUUCUCCCGCGACGGCGCGCAGCAGACCGUGCGCUUCGAGAUGCCCUUCGCCGUGUGGUGCGGGCACUGCGCUCAGCCGACGCUGAUCGGGCAGGGCGUGCGCUUCAACGCCGUGAAGCGCAAGGUCGGGUCCCACCACAGCACGCCCAUCUUCUCCUUCGCCAUGCGCCACGCCGACUGCGGCGGCGCCCUCGAGAUCCGCACCGACCCCGCCAACACCACCUACCUCGUCGUCGAGGGCGGGCGGAGGCGGGAUACCGGGGAAGAGUCUGGGCUGGGGAUGGGGAUGGAGCCGAUAUUGACGGACGCGGAGCGCGAGGCGCUGCGGACGAACGCGUUCGCGAAGCUCGAGAAGACGAUCGCGGACCGCAAGGCGCUCGACGACGCGAGGCUGCGCAUCGACGAGCUGGCGCGGGAGAGCGCGCGCAAGUGGGACGACCCCUACGAGCGCAAUCGCAGGUUACGCGCCGCGUUCCGCAUCGGUCGCCAUGAGCGCGAGCGCGAUGCGAAGAGUACCGAGGACCUGCGCGAGCGCAUGAGUCUCGGGAUCGAUAUCGUGCCCGCCAACGACGAGGAUGGGCGGAGGGCUGCGCUGGUGGAUUUCGGGAUGCCGACCGAGGAUGAGAUGGGUCAGAAGGCGCUCGCCAAGCCUCUUUUCGCGACGAGUGGCGAUAGCAACAACAACAACAACAACAACAACAACAACAACAGUAAUAAUAACAAUAAUAAUAGUGGGGACGGUCGUAAACGCGGACAUAGCAAAGAAACGAAACCCGCCAAGCGGCUCAAGUCCGAAGCUGCCGCCGCGCAGAUGCGGGAGAACCUCGUCUCGGAAAUCGUCGGGAAUACGCGAGCUGCGCAGGAUCCGUUCUUGGCCAGCUUGGCUGACCGGAAUAGCGGAGAAGCUGGCAGUGGGAAUGGCGGCAAGGGGCCGCCGAGAAUCCUCGGUAUCAAGAGGAAGAGGGCGGUGGAAAUGGGAACGGAAACGGAAACGGAAACGGGAGAGCAGGGUGGUGGUGGUGGUGGUGGUGGUGGUGGAACGGAGGUGGGGACGGAGGCUAGUAGGGAUGGGAAUGAAAAGGAUACGGGCGUUGGAAUAGUGGCAGCAUCAGCAGCAUCGUCGUCGUCAGCAGCAGCGGCAGCAGGAACGGCCCUGGUCGAGUACGAUUCGGAUUAGAGAGAGGGGUACCACAUUGCAUUGCAUUACAUUGCAUGGUCACGGCGUUUUACUGGUUUGGUUUGGUUGAUACAUUUGAUUUACGAUACGAUACCCAAGAUGAAUGAAUGGAAUGUGGAAUACUACUACUUACUGUGCAGGAAGUUAGACAGGCACCUUACCUAGCCUGUAUCAUCACAUCACGAGAAACGGCAUGAGAAACGAGGAAGAAGGGAGGGGGGAGUGGGAAAGUAAAAUCAGUGGGUUUAGGUCACAGCAUACAGAGCAG
Hypoxylon fragiforme is the source of this 1746-nucleotide messenger RNA. RefSeq names its product DUF455 domain protein. The record is from RefSeq and is a predicted model, not a curated record. Bases 213 to 1478 code for a protein of 421 amino acids. The transcript has a single exon. Lineage: Eukaryota; Fungi; Ascomycota; Sordariomycetes; Xylariales; Hypoxylaceae. Gene Ontology annotation, biological process: mRNA splicing, via spliceosome. Gene Ontology annotation, cellular component: post-mRNA release spliceosomal complex; U2-type spliceosomal complex.